Molecule: messenger RNA, 4935 nt
Organism: Mucor velutinosus
Lineage: Eukaryota; Fungi; Mucoromycota; Mucoromycetes; Mucorales; Mucoraceae
Gene: UXS1
Product: UDP-glucuronic acid decarboxylase 1
Exons: 5
Coding region: 1-4935 (1644 amino acids)
Biological process (GO): positive regulation of GTPase activity; Ras protein signal transduction
Cellular component (GO): plasma membrane
Molecular function (GO): guanyl-nucleotide exchange factor activity
Source: RefSeq, a predicted model, not a curated record
AUGAUUGAUCGUCAAAAUACCCCUUCUCCAUGGUCUCAAACCAUGAGCAGAAUCCACAGCAGCCCUGUCAACAAUGACACUGAGAGUGUUGUCAGCAACUCUCAUUUAGAUAAAAACACAUCAGUAAAGAUCAUGCCUCUGCGAGACGAAGAUCCCAAUGCACCACCUACACCAAGAAAGCGAAACAACUCACUGAUUCCAGUAGAGCUGAUGAUGAACAACAGCGGUGAGGGAGGAAGAGAGUGUGCUGCUUUAGCUACUGUGUUUGGCGUGCCUGAAUACAUUGAAUCCAAGAUCUUUUGGGAGAGACAGCAGUAUCAACAUGAAGGAUUGCUGCCCAAGAAGCAGAUCAACCCUCUGUUGCUACGGCCCACAACACCCUCCAGCACUUCAGCAGAGAACAGUAAAUACGGCUAUGUGUCAGUAAACGGCAUUUCUGUCGUCAGUCGCUCGCUCUCAGCAGAAACACACAAUGAAGACGAAGAUGUCCUGCUGCAGGGUCACCAUCGAUCCAAGUUUUUCAUCUCGUCCUACGUUGACUCUGUGCUUGAUCCCGUUGGAUCCAAUGAACUUUUGAAACCUGCAUUUUUAGGUGCAACAUCAGCAUCUGCUCCCAUCCCAACACCCACAAAGAGCUUUUCCCUACCUCAUAUCCCCACUGUCAGCAAAUUCAACGACAUACUGAUCGAGGAUGAAAAUGGCGUCGAAUUGAUGUUUCCAGCAAACCCUUCCUCCAUUUUGAUCCACUCCACACCUAUCCUGCGUUCUGGCUCCAUGUCGUCUGUGCAAAGUGCCUAUACGCUACCAUCUCAAUCCAACAACAAACAGCAAGCCAGCAAUGUAGACGAGGACGACGAGUCAUUGAAGGCAAAUACGCGAGUGGCUGUGAUUAUCGGCAUGCCAGAGAUAUUCGAUCUGAUUGUAUCAGAUGAAGAUGAACGCUUUAUUAUAUGGGGGCCCGAUCCAAUUGUACUCUCAUCAUCGAUGGCUACCACUACAACUCCUGAGAGACCCUCUUCUUAUGCCACUCUCUAUAACAACCAACACACACGACCUGAAUUGAAGGGAUUCUCAUCCAAUACUACAUCUACGCUUGUUCGCAGUAAAUCGAUACAAACCCUCAAAAACAACAAUGGCAGCAGACCCAACUUUGCGUCGGUUCGUCUAUCAGCACAACAUUGGUCGGAAAGCCUUAAACUAGCAAGACCUACUUUAAAGCACUCUGCUUCGGCCAAUGAUCAGCGUACUACUGCUACUACCACUCAUGGCUCGCUUUUACUUAAAAAGGCAUUCGGGUUAACCAAGAAUAACAAGAUCAAGGAAGCAAUGGAGGCAGAAAAGAAGAGCAUGAUGGAUAUACCCAAGGUCAUCGAGGCUGCCACAAUUCACAAGCUGGUAGAAAAGCUGACCAUUACACUAGACUAUACUUUUAUGACAGAUUUCUUUCUGACCUACAGGGACUUUCUGGAUUCAACGGAUCUGUGUCAAUUGCUCGUGUCCAGAUUCUACUGGGCAUUGGAGAAUGACGAGGAAUCAAGACGCAUAGUCAGAAUCAGAACCUUUGUUGUAUUGAGACAUUGGCUCAACAACUACUUUGUGCACGACUUUAUCGGCAAUAGGCCACUCCGUAUUAUUCUGACUGAAUUCCUCAACAGACUCCCACGACAUCCACUAGUCCAAACAUCUCCACGCGAUCAACGCAUUGUGAAAAUACUGAAGCGUGUUGUGCGACGACUAAAGAAGCUGUACUACAACCGAUCUUCAGGCGCUUCUCGUGUCAAAGUCAUUGCGCCUCCACCGCCUACAGCAGAGCAAGAACAGAUGGGAGAGAUUGUCAGAGCCAAAUUGUCGCAGAAUGUUAUCCGACGCAAGACGGCGCUCGGUGUGGACAUGAGUAGCCAUCACAAUGGCAACAUGGCAGUGCAAGAUGCUCGGUAUGCGCCCGUUGUCGUUGUCGGUAGUCUCAACAUGAAAGGCAGCUUCAUCGAUUCAGGGGUCGAUUCGUCUCACAACUUCAGCAAACUGCCAUUUAUCACACAGCAGCCUACGCAGGACAGUUCAGACGUGAUGGUGGUAGAUGACAGUCAGACUAUUCGAUCUUCUGUGCACCAUCGAUACGAUAAAAGCGUGCAUCAACCUGUGGAAGCAGAGGUAGGACAUGAAACAAAGGCUGCUGAGGCAAGCUCUGUGGCUAGCGUUGCUUCCGAUGAUUCUUUGGAAAGCGAACUCAGCGCAGGCGAAACUGCCCCUCUGGAAUCCGACGAUUCAGAAGACGAAGACCACCCUUUGCACUUGGGUCAAGAGUAUUAUGCUGAAGAUGAUGAACAUGACCGAGAAUGGAUUAGGGAGCAGCAAGAGACAUUAGAGUACUUUAAUUCAGCAAGCAAAAUGGCGCUGGAUCAGUCAGCAGAACCUCACAACGCCAUCGACACAACUCAACUGCAGCAACAAGAUGAUAUUUGUGAGGUCCUAACCGAAUCGCCCACUUCCAUACAUCCUGUUCGACCCAAGAUACCGUCCGAAUUUAUAAAAAUGAGCAAAGAGGUAGCAUCUACUGCAAAACCUGCGGCUCACAGUAUCGCCAACUCAAAGACGGUGCGUCGUGUGCCAUCAGAACGCUGGUGCAAGGCAGACGAUGAUCACCCCCCACUCCAUGCUGAUCACGCUUUACCAGACGAAUUGCUAAGAGAAUUGAGUGGUGAUGAAUUGCAAAGCAAGUCGCCCACUGGUCUCUCGAGAAAGCUGUCUCGUAAAAGCAUUGAGCGUCGCAAGAGUGAGAGAAGCUUCCAUGAUGCUACAUCUCCUUGGCAUUCUGCUCCCUCGUCUGCUGCAACAUCGCCUUACCUGACUGGCGCGCACAGUGAUGAUCAGGUUCCUGAAGUGCCCGAACUGCCUCCCUUAACACCAGAAAUGCUUGACCAGCGUGGCAUGCCAAAGAAGAGAGUCAUCAAAAAGAAGAAGAGUGGGCUCAAGAAAAAAUCAAAUACAGAGGAGCUGGCUAAUGAAGCCGCCAUUGAAGCAUUCGCAUCCAUCCCAUACGAAGCAACUCAAGUGGCAGUCAAAGCCAACGAUCAGGAAGCCAAGAAUGGAGAACAGCCUAAGCGCAGACUGUCAACAGUGUUGUCCAAAGUAUUCAGACCCACGAAUCACCACGACGAAGACAAGCAUGCAAAAGAGACCACAGCCGGUAGCUCACCCUCUAAAGUAGGUGCAACAGAAGAGCAAAAAAUGCAAGAGAUACCUACACCUCAGCAGCAAGAGCAGCAGCAAGAGCAUCAGCAACCGCAAAGCAGCCAAUGGGUGAGCCUGAUUGCUCAGCGUCUUCGACACAGCAGUAUAGAUGAAAACGACGAUUCGCUAGAUGAAGUUGAAUGUGGUUGUGUCAAAUGCUCGGGCAACAGUCAAGGCACAUCCAACUGCAAGAGGCUAAGUGUCAUAUUGAUUGCUGAUGAAGAGCGUAGACGUAGUUUUGAGCUGAGGCGCAAGCGUGGAGCCAGCAUCGACAUGGAUCAACAAGCCAUGAUCAACCAUCUCGGCAUUCACACCAACGAUCAAAAGUCGCCCAAAGAGAUAAAGAGUGGCCCUGUUUAUCUAGGACAUUUGCAGGCACGCAGCUUAAUUAGCUCUGCUGUGGGAGAUGGAAACAGCCCACAUGAUUCAUCCGGCAGUGAGGAUGAGGAUGAUGCCAGUACAGCCAGUUUUGUGCCCUCUGAGAGAUCCAUCCGAACAGAAGCACAAGCCAGCUCCAGCCGUGCCAGAAUGUCUUUUAUAUCCGAAGCUGCUACUUCACAUGUGCCUAGAUCAAAGAUGAUUGAAUUGGGCUUCCCACCAGAAUCUAGCACAAGUCUGGAGAAGAACACAACCAGAGACACCUUAAACCCACCGCCCUCGUCUAUUCCUCGCUCCAUGCCCGAGCAAGUGAACAUGCCAUCAAGAUUCAAUGGUCGCUGCUUCAUCAUGUCAUACAGAACCAGUAUGCUUGCAAGUCAACUAUGCUUUAUAGAGAGAGAUGUGCUGAUAAAGGUAGGAUGGGAAGAGCUCAUUCACUGCAAAUGGACCAAGAUGGAUUCUAGCGGCAACAUCAACACAACACCCAUCCAAGAUGAGCCAUCGCAUAGCUAUGACGAGGGAUAUGACGACGAAAAGAUCAAUUAUACUCGGCAAACAGAGCAAAGACGCACCGAAGAACAGGGCAUUGAGCAGGUGAUUCAACGAUUCAACAUAGUCUGUCAGUGGGUUUCGUCUGAAAUUGUGAGGACAAGAAACAUGAAUGAAAGAGUCAAGCUGAUUGAAAAGUUCAUUCGACUGGCCAAGAAAUGUAAAAUGUACUCCAACUAUGCAACGCUGGUGCAAAUUCUUUUGGGUUUGCAAUCGCCUGCCGUAGCUCGUCUUGAGAAGACAUGGUCCAAAGUGAGCACAAAGUGCCAGAAACUGCUCAGUCAACUCACAGAAUUCACCUCGCCUAUGAAGAAUUGGAAGAACAUUCGUGACAGCAUGACCGAAGUCGCUGAAGAGUACGGCAAUUCACCUGCUGAAGUGCAAGUCGAGAUGCCAGGCACUACCGCCAACAGACAAAAGUUCAAGAAAACCACCCGCAUCAAGAUUCCAUUUGGUGGAUGUAUUCCCUUCCUGGGUAUUUAUCUCUCUGAUUUGGUAUUCAACUCGGAAAAGCCUCGGUUCCUGAAACCCAAUUUGGAGAGUCAGCGAAUUUACAGCGUCAACAAUACAAGAAAUCUGCCACCGUGUCUGGAUCAGCCGCUGGUCAAUUUCAGAAAGCAUCGUGUCAUUGCUACUGUGAUCAAACGUGUGCUCACAUUUCAGGGACUCGCCAUGAGAUACUCCUUUGAUGAAGAUGGCAUCUUGCUGGAAAAGUGCAGAAAUCUUCAAGUCUUAGAUGCAGCAAAGAUCAGAGACCUUAGUGCCUCAUUGGAAUAG